Molecule: messenger RNA, 2821 nt
Organism: Perca flavescens (yellow perch)
Lineage: Eukaryota; Metazoa; Chordata; Actinopteri; Perciformes; Percidae
Product: zinc finger protein 91-like
Exons: 2
Coding region: 1-2457 (818 amino acids)
Biological process (GO): regulation of transcription by RNA polymerase II
Cellular component (GO): nucleus
Molecular function (GO): DNA-binding transcription factor activity, RNA polymerase II-specific
Source: RefSeq, a predicted model, not a curated record
AUGGGGGUCAAGCAGGAGCCCCCGCACAUUAAAGAGGAAGCUGAUAGAGAGGACUGUGGAGUACCAGAACCAGCCAAGAACUCACACCUAGAUGUACAUUUCGAAAGCGAUACUGAAGACGAGACUUCAUACUCUUCUGAAACUGAAAAAGAGUGCGAGGAUCCCAACGGAAAGCCAUUCCGCUGCUCCGUGUGUGCCAAGACAUUUAAACACAGGGGAAAUCUGAACAUACACAUGAGAACGCACACAGGAGAGAAACCUUUCCGCUGCUCUUUGUGUGGCAAAACGUUCACGCAGAAAGCCGGGCUGGACUACCACUUGAGGACUCACACAGGAGAGAAGCCGUUCAGCUGCUCCGUCUGCGGGAAGACGUUCAGGAACAAAGGAGGCGUGACAUACCACAUGGCGACGCACACAGGGCUGAAAGCGUUCAGCUGCGGCGCGUGCAAGAAAAGAUUCCGGGCGGCAUCGCAGCUCAGAGCCCACAAGUGCGUGGGCGAGCACUCGGAGCUUCACGGGAAACGGAGCGAGGCGGGCCGGAAGCCGCUGAGCUGCUCCGAGUGCGACGCAACGUUUCCAAACAAUUACCUCCUGGUGACCCACACGAGAAUGCACAAAGGAAAGAAACUGUUCACGUGCUCCAUCUGUGGCCAGAAACGCCAGUUCAGUUCCCACCUGGCGAUACACAUGAGAACCCACACGGGCGAGAAGCCGUACAGCUGCUCCGUCUGCGGCAAAACGUUCUCCCAGAGAGGUAUCAUGUCGCAGCACAUGGCGGUGCACUCCGGCGUGAAGCCGUUCAGCUGCGCCGUCUGCGGCCGCCGCUUCUUUUGGCACUUCCAGAUCAAAAAGCACAAGUGUCUCGGCGCGUUCUCGCAGCGGAGAAGAGCCGGCUUUAAUGGAGAGAACUACGGAGGAGCAGAGGCAGCUGGACAUUUAACGGCGGGUGCGUAUCGAAAGACUGAAGCGUCGCCCGAAACUGAAGCUGAUGCUGAGUUUUGGAAAGAGACCCGGCGACAUCAGUCAGGGUUCACUUAUCGGAGGAAUAAAAACGUAAGGGAUGGAUGUAACACUGGAACUGCAGCCGGCGCCGAGCAAAGUGUGGAACCGAGCAGGCAGCCUCAGUCCGGUCGUGAUGCGCUGAAAGCUGAGCACAUCUCUACCGGGGAUACAAAAGAGAAACCCUUCAGCUUUUCUGAGCGCCAGGAAAGAUGUGACGACACUCUGCUGACACACCAGAACUCCCCCGCAGAAGAGAAACCUCUAUCAUUUUGUGGGAAAGCUGUCCACGUGGGAGAGAAAGCGCUCAGCAGCGGCAGCGUUUUUGAGAAAAGCUUCACUGAGGAGCUGCGGCACAGACUGUUGGGGAGAGGGUAUAACCGUAAGCACCAGCUGCAGGUUCCCAUCAGACUUCACGCGGCGCUGAAAGGUCGCUCAGUUCGCGGCAAAACGUUUCCCAAGCGGGACGGUUCACACGCGGCGGAGGCGGCUUUCCGCUGCUCGGUGUGCGCCGCGGCUUUCGCCGACAGCGAGGCGUUGGUCCAACACAUGAGGAUUCACACGAGGCAAACGCAGUUCAGCUGCGCCGUCUGCGGGAAAGAAUUUGCAUGGCGACGGUAUCUGACCAAACACAUGGAACCUCAGUCAGCUUUAAACUCUCUGAAACAUGAUUCAACAUGUAAGGAAACAUUCAGCUGCUCCGAGUGUGGGAGGAGAUUUGGCUGCAAGACAACUCUAAGGAGACACACGAGAAUCCACGCAGGGGAGAAACGAUUCAGCUGCAGAUUUUGUAACGAAAGAUUUGCCCGGCGCCCGCAGUUCCAAGAACAUCGAUGCGUUGACGGUGAAACUGAGGAGAACAGAAAGGCAGAGCCUCCAUCCAGGAACUCGCAUCCACGUACACUUGUACAACCGGAGACGGACGACAGCGCCGACAGUGAUUUUUGGAAGGAGACCAGAGAACGUCGGAAACCCGAAAGCGGCGACGACAGCGUUGACAGCGACUUCUGGAAGGACGACAGGAAACCUCAGUCCGGUUUAGACUCUCCGAACAACAGCGACGGCAGCUCCGAACGUGACGUGAGAUGCGAUGACCCUCUGAGGAAGCCGUUCGGCUGCCCGGAGUGCGGGAAGAGGUUCCUCAACCUCUGCAACCUGAAGAACCACACCAAAUAUCACACAGGAGAGCGAGCCUUCUUCUGCUCCGUUUGCGGCCUGAAGUGUCUAUACCGGUCCCACCUGAAGAUCCACAUGAGGACUCACACGGGGGAGAAGCCGUUCCCGUGCCCAGUUUGUGGGAAAAAGUACGCACACAAGGCGAGCAUGCAGUCGCACAUGGCGGCCGUCCACACGGUGGAGAAACGCUACAGCUGCAGCAUCUGCGGCCACGGCUUCGCUUGGUACACAGAGCUCAAGUACCACCAGUGUGUCGGGGAGGCCUCCGAUGGACAUGCAUAGAUACGUGGUCGCGUGGUGUCCCAAAGCCACACCCUCCGGAGGGGAGGGGGGGAACGACAGGCAACUAAGGGUUGAAAUGCUAACAAAAGUGCCUGUAGCUGGCUAAACACAAAAGAUGUAAGCAUGUCAAAGGGUUUUAGGGCCCUAUCUCGCACCCAGCUCAGCGCAAAGCCAGACACAAGUGUCUUUGCUAGUUUAAGACCGACGCGGUUGUCAAUUUCCCGUCCAGCGCCCACGUCGUUUAAAUAACAAAUGCUCUUGAAUUGCUAUCUUGACGCAGCGGGAAGUGAGCGUGCCAUUGUCCUGGUCUAAAGUCAAUAACGCAGCGUUUCAUUGUUAUUUUAACAGAGCAUUAGUAAAAUGC